AUGGGCCAAGAAGAUGCUGUCUAUCUCGCUAAGCUCGCUGAGCAGGCUGAGCGCUACGAGGAGAUGGUCGAGAACAUGAAGAUUGUCGCUUCCGAGGACCGCGACCUUAGUGUCGAAGAGCGCAACCUUCUCUCUGUUGCCUACAAGAACGUCAUCGGCGCUCGCCGUGCCUCUUGGAGAAUAGUCACCUCGAUUGAGCAGAAGGAGGAGACCAAGGGCAACUCUUCCCAGGUCACCCUCAUCAAGGAGUACCGUCAGAAGAUCGAGAACGAGCUUGCUGGUAUCUGCGAGGAUAUCCUCGAUGUUCUCGACAAGCACCUGAUCCCCUCUGCGACAUCCGGCGAGUCCAAGGUCUUCUACCACAAGAUGAAGGGUGACUACCACCGUUACCUCGCCGAGUUCGCCACUGGCGACAUUCGCAAGGGCUCUGCCGACAAGUCCCUCGAGGCGUACAAGGCUGCUACUGAGGUCGCGCAGACCGAGCUGCCUCCCACCCACCCUAUCCGUCUGGGUCUGGCCCUGAACUUCUCAGUCUUCUACUACGAGAUUCUCAACGCUCCUGACCAGGCCUGCCAUCUCGCCAAGCAAGCUUUCGAUGACGCCAUUGCCGAGCUUGACACUUUGAGCGAAGAGAGCUACAAGGACUCGACCCUUAUCAUGCAGUUGCUGCGCGAUAACCUGACCCUCUGGACUUCUUCGGAGGCUGACAAUGCCAACGCUCCGGCUGAGGGCGCCGCCUCUAAGGAUGAGGCUCCCGCUGCCGCCGCUGAGGCACCGGCUGCGGAGGAGCCCAAGGCUGCCGAGUAA
Messenger RNA from Emericellopsis atlantica, 807 nucleotides. Its product is annotated as TH14-3-3 protein. Gene Ontology annotation, cellular component: cytoplasm. Lineage: Eukaryota; Fungi; Ascomycota; Sordariomycetes; Hypocreales; Bionectriaceae. The coding region runs from base 1 to 807 and encodes 268 amino acids. The record is from RefSeq and is a predicted model, not a curated record. The transcript has 4 exons. Gene Ontology annotation, biological process: signal transduction.